AUUUGGGUUAUUAGGGGGUUGAGUUUGAAGGAAAGAGGAAUUAGGGUUUUUCUUCUGUGUGUAGACAAUUACAAAUUACAGACAGAAAGAACAAGAGAGAGUUAAAUUUGGGAAGCAAAGAUGAGUGGCGGAGACGAUUCAAUCGAGCAAGCUGUUACUUCCCGUCGGGAAAGGCUUCUAGCUCUCAGAACCGCCAAAGAAUUGUUACUUUCUUCCAAUCGUGAAGCUAGCGAUACUAAUCAAGACGAAGAUCCACAAUCACCGCCUACUGUUUCUGAAGACGAUGAAGAACAAGAACAAGAAGAGGAAAAACUGAGCAUGAAGUUUCGUAAUUAUGUUCCUCACGAUAAAGAUCUUCAGGAAGGGAAGCUUGCACCUGCAGUGCUUCCAAAGUUUGAAGAUCCUGUUUCUGUUCCUGAGCCCGAGCCUCAACCCACUGAGGAUCCGUUUCUCAAUAUUGCUCCCAAAAAGCCCAACUGGGACCUGCGCAGAGACGUCCAGAAGAAGCUUGAUAAGCUUGACAAGCGAACUCAGAAGGCUCUCUAUCAACUCAUGCUGGAACAAGAGAAGCAAAAUCAGCUGGCCGAAGGAGAUUAUAUAAAUGACGUCAAAGAUUAGGCUAUGAUGCUGCAGCAGUAAAGAUAUAUUGUUGCAGUAUUUUGAAUUAGAAUCAGAUACAUAUGCUCUUUUGCAAAUUCUCAGCGAAUGUUGAGUGAAUGUUGCAUCAUUCACUUCACUUUUAUUGGCCAAGCAUGGAUGUGGAAGAACUGUUUUAGAGGUCAAACCUUGUGGCAUUCCUAAAGCCGGUAUUGAAAUUUUAUCAUGUAUAACAUUGUUAAAGUUUCAAGUAUCUAAUAUGUAAAGAUUUUACUUGUUUGUUUUGUAAGUUUGGCAAAGUGCUUGGACUAAGAACCAUAUACUUGCUUAAUUAAUGGGUUAGCAUAAA
Lathyrus oleraceus (garden pea) is the source of this 946-nucleotide messenger RNA. RefSeq lists its product as uncharacterized. The record is from RefSeq and is a predicted model, not a curated record. Gene Ontology annotation, cellular component: post-mRNA release spliceosomal complex; U2-type spliceosomal complex. The coding region runs from base 121 to 618 and encodes 165 amino acids. Lineage: Eukaryota; Viridiplantae; Streptophyta; Magnoliopsida; Fabales; Fabaceae. The transcript is spliced from 4 exons.